UCAGUCAUGCCCCAGGUGAUUACCACCACACAAGAAAGCAUCUACUUCAGCCUCACGGGCAUCCCUGGAUUUGAGGCCUCCCACAUCUGGAUCUCCAUCCCCAUCUGCUGUCUCAACACCAUCUCCAUCAUGGGCAAUACCACCAUCCUCACUGUCAUUUGCACAGAGCCAUCUCUCCACCAGCCCAUGUAUCUGUUUCUCUCCAUGCUGGCACUGACGGACCUGGGUCUUACCCUCACCACCCUACCCCCAGUCAUGCAGCUUCUCUGGUUCAAUGUUCAUAGAAUCAGCUCUGAGGCCUGUAUUGCUCAGUUCGUCUUCCUUCAUGGAUUCUCCUUUAUGGAGUCUUCUGUCCUCCUGGCUAUGUCCUUUGACCGCUAUGUGGCCAUGUGCUGUCCCCUCCAUUAUGCCUUCAUCCUCACCAAUGAAGUCAUUGGUAAAAUUGGGUUAGCCAUCAUUUGCCACUGUGUUCUGGCAGUUCUUCCCUCCCUUUUCUUACUCAAGCGACUGCCUUUCUGCCACUCCCAUCUUCUCUCUCACUCCUAAAAACUCCACCAGGAUAUGAUCCGCCUGGUCUGUGCUGACAUCAGGCUGCUCAACAGCUGGUAUGGAUUUGCUCUUGCCUUCCUCAUUAUUAUCAUGGAUCCUCUGCUCAUUGUGAUCUCCUAUACACUUACUCUGAAAAAUAUGGGCACAGCCACCUGGGCUGAGCGACUCCAUGCCCUCAAUAACUGCCUCUCCCACAUUCUAGCUGUCCUGGUCCUCUACAUUCCCACGGUUGGUGUAUCUAUGACUCAUCGCUUUGCCAAGCAUGCCUCUCCACUGGUCCAUGUUAUCAUGGCCAAUAUCUACCUGCUGGCACCCCCAGUGAUGAACCCCAUCAUUUAUAGUGUAAAGAACAAGCAGAUCCAACGGGGAAUGUUAAAUUUCCUUUCCCUCAAAAAUAUGCAUUCAAGAUGA
Molecule: messenger RNA, 960 nt
Organism: Nomascus leucogenys (northern white-cheeked gibbon)
Lineage: Eukaryota; Metazoa; Chordata; Mammalia; Primates; Hylobatidae
Product: olfactory receptor family 51 subfamily Q member 1
Biological process (GO): G protein-coupled receptor signaling pathway
Cellular component (GO): membrane
Molecular function (GO): olfactory receptor activity; G protein-coupled receptor activity
Source: RefSeq, a predicted model, not a curated record